CUAUGAUGAGGCAAAUAUCUGAUCUCUUUGGGAAUACUAGUAAAGGACUUAGUUUUGGACUCAUGACGCUUGAAAAAAACUUAUGCUGUUGAUAUAUUGCUUUGUGGGUUGACUGAUUUCUAGAAAGGAGGACUCGGGCAUGGUUCCAAGGCUAGGUUUCGCUCUGUAUCUUUUCUUCCUGUUCACAUUCUUGUUCUCAUUCAAACAUGUACCUCCUUUAGAGACACACGUGUAUCUUUGACUUCACUAGAGCAUGACCACUCAGUGUUGAUUUUGUAGCAUCAUGGCUUCAGCAAGUAUUUUCUCCCCUCUCUUCUGCAGAAGUGGAAGUGAAGCCAUGGUCUUCAGUGGCAAGAAAGGGAAAGUAGUAGCUAAGCUGAAAAGCCAGGAACCGAUGGUGGCUGCUGAGGAUGUGGCAGUAACUAAGGAAUACUUCCUGGUGAUCUUCAGGUGUCCCUUCAUGAGACAGCAUGAGAUUGUUCAUAUAGAGUUAUACAAUGUCCAUACGUUUGCUUAUGCUCACAAUCUGAAAGGAUGUGGUAAUGAUUAUAUUCACACUUUUGCUGUGAAUCAUUCGGGCUCUCAUCUGGUGGCAUUCAGCCCUAUUCCAAACACCAACACCACUGAGAUAAUAUCAUGGAACUUGGAGUCUGAAGACCAUAAACACUUGGCUAAAUUUCCUUCAGUUCCAGCUGAUGGUGUAUGCUCUGACCUUCGAUACUGUUUAGCAUUUUGUGAUGGAGAGAAUUACCUUCGAUCCUGGAACCUGGCCUCCAAGAUCAAUGACCAAUCUUUGACUGUCACUGCAAGCAAAGCUAAGAAAGUAAAUGGUAUUCAGCAUAUUGUGACAAUGGAGAACUAUCCCAGGUAUGCCGUGUGCCAAAAUACCAGUCCAGGAGUCAUAACAGUGUGGAACAUAAUGAAAUCAAAGUGUAAACACAAUGCUGUGAGAGUGGAGAGAGGGCUGGUAACAAAUAUGGAUAUAGUCCUGGUUAGAGACAUGAAGCUUUAUAUCCUUACUGACAAAGGAAUGGCCUCCUUCGCAGAUCCUCCGAGACCCAUUUUCCAGACCCUGUUAGUUUAUGAUCUCCUGAAAAAGAAGUACAUAAAGAAACAGACUGGCCUUUACAUAAUUCCUUGUCCAAGUGAUGAGUACAAGAUCCUUGAAGGAGGCCUUCUACUUGGUCUCUCAGAGAACAGAGACCAUUUUAUCAUCUGGAACAUGGAAACAGGCUUUAUUAAGGAUCGAAUAAGACCAGAAUACAAGGAAAAGUCUUGUUUGCAAGCUGCUCAAUCUAACCAUUCGUUCUCCAAGGAAAACAUCAAUCUAUACAAAGGAGCUUUGUCUAAAGAAGUAACAGAGUUAUGGCUUCCUUGGGAAAGGCGUACCGAAACUAUGACUGGAAAGAAAAGGAGAUGGGAAAAGGUAGAAAAGCUCAAUAUGGAAAUAUUACAAGAACUAGCUAAUGAGAAGAGCAAUGCUAUUGACCAGUACCUUCUGAGUGGAGAUGAAAAGAUAGUUGUGUGUUCCUACUAUGCACAUCACCUAUCUGUGUUCAGCUUGGAAACCAUGUCCCACCUCUACACCCUCGAGAGUAGAGAAUCCAUGCUUUUCUUGCACAAUGCUGCCUUGACCUAUAAUGGCCAUUACCUGGUACUCUCCAAUUACACCGAGGUGGAGAAAGUCAACUAUUUAACACUAUGGAAUUUAACUACAGGAAAGAUUAGGAAAAGAUUAAAAAAUGAGCCAAAUGUUUGCUGUACAGCUAUUACCGCUGAUGCCAGUAGAAUAAUUUUUGGAGUGAUGAUGGAAAACAGGAUUAAGAUUUGGGAUCCAUUUAUGCACAGACACAGAUUAAUUCAAGGCUAUGAUGGUCUUCAUCUGACCGUGAACAGCAGACUGCACAUAUUAGAUGGGACACAGGCUGUCCUGCUUGCAGGUGAAGUCAGUCUCUGGAACCUGGAAAGAGGCACAGUAAUAUCCAUCUUUACACCAGACAGCAAGAUCUCUUGCAUGACCAUUUCUUCUGACCGAAGGGCAGCUCUUUUAGGCUUGAGCGAUAGCCCUACUCUUGUCACUUUGAAAAUGCUGAGCGUCAAUGCAGCUGCAAGUUCAACAGGAAAAGAUUUGUUUGGAGAAGAAUCAUCAAGCAGUGAAGAGGAACCCACAAUUAUUUAAAAGCCACAUUCAAAACACAAUGAAGCACUGACAAGUCAGAAAUGAAAAUUCAGCUAUUGCAUAUAUCGCUAUUAAAUAAAAUGAAUGCAUAAUAUAUCCACUGGCUUAA
Molecule: messenger RNA, 2288 nt
Organism: Varanus komodoensis (Komodo dragon)
Lineage: Eukaryota; Metazoa; Chordata; Lepidosauria; Squamata; Varanidae
Exons: 11
Coding region: 284-2179 (631 amino acids)
Molecular function (GO): protein binding
Source: RefSeq, a predicted model, not a curated record